This is a messenger RNA of Sebastes umbrosus (honeycomb rockfish), 7814 nucleotides long. It is a transcript of the gene ppp1r9ba, whose product is annotated as protein phosphatase 1, regulatory subunit 9Ba. The transcript is spliced from 15 exons. Gene Ontology annotation, molecular function: actin filament binding. Bases 231 to 2930 code for a protein of 899 amino acids. The record is from RefSeq and is a predicted model, not a curated record. Lineage: Eukaryota; Metazoa; Chordata; Actinopteri; Perciformes; Sebastidae. Gene Ontology annotation, cellular component: cytoplasm; postsynaptic density; dendrite. Gene Ontology annotation, biological process: calcium-mediated signaling; actin filament organization; neuron projection development.
GGGAGGAGGAGAGGGAGGAGCAGAAGGGAGGCUGGCACUCAGUCUGUUCGCUCGCAGGAGGACUCAGCAGCAGCAGGACAAUGGACUGUCUCCACUACGGAUCCUAACGGACACCGGGCUGCUUCUGACUAACUGGAACACAAGGAGGUGAAUGUCAAACAGCUCCAGGAUGCUGCCGUCCUCAUCCCUGCUGACCUGCUGUUCACCAGGGGGCAUCUGAUUUACCAAACAUGAUGAAGACUGAACCCCCGUCGGCCACGGGGGGCAACGGGACCUCCGGUGGCAGCAGCGGGGGAAGCGGGAGCUCCAACCUGCGGAGUCCCUCGCCCCACCGCAAUGCCUACGAGGCGGGGCUGGCGGCGCUCAAGAAGGCCACCGACCAUCUCAAUAAUGCCGCGAACGGAGGCUCCGGCCCCGCCUCAAAACCAGCUCCUCUGCCUCGCCCAACCGGGAGGGGCCGGAAAUAUGGAUCAAAUGUUCACCGCAUCAAGAACAUGUUCAUGCAGAUGCAGUCUCCUGGUGAUGAGGAGGACGGAGCCAAGAUGAUCGGUGUAGAGCAGGCGGUGAAACUGUCCUUACCGAGGGCAUCCAGCCUUAACGAGAACGUCGACCACAGUGCCCUGCUCAAACUUGGCUCCACGGUCUCAGAGAGGGUCAACCGCUUUGACUCUAAACCAGGCGGAGAUGGUGGGGGCUUCUCCAAGCUCCAGGAGACCAGGAGGAUCUUCGAACAGCGGACUCUACAGGAGAAGCAAGCUGCCACCAACCGGAUCUUGCUGAAGAAAGAGCGGGCGUCGGGCUUCCAGGACAGCCGUCUAGAUGUCGUGGCUCGCUUUAACGGCUCCACUGAGGCUUUGGACCGACUGGACGACCCCCCUGCUCCCGCUCCUGCUCCUCUUCCCGCUCCUGUUCCUGCUCCUCUUCCAGCUCCUGCUGCUCUUCCUGCCCCUGCUGCUCUUCCCGCUGCUCUUCCUGCUGCUCUUCCCGCUGCAGCAGCUUCAGUCGGGCCCGGUGACGCCGUCAGCCCCACUGUGAGUCAGCUCAGUGCCGUGUUUGAGAAGAGCGAACAGCAAACCAAUCUACAACCCCCCCAACGUCGGUCAGGCCCUGCCCUAGCACCAAAGCCCAAACCUCCAGCCAGAACAGAGGCUACCGGAAAGAAGGGGAAGGUGCUCCCUCCAGGUAAAGAGGACCAUGAGGAGGUGGCAGCCAGCGUUGUGAGUGCCCAGGCAGCAGAACUACCAGAAGUGACUGGUUCUCUUCAGAGGAGCAACGAGGAGAAGGAAGGGUUCCGACAGUCAGGAGACCAGCUCCCCAACUCCUCCUGCUCCUCAUCGUCCUCCUCCUCUUCGGGAGUCAAGCCAGAGUCGGAGGCCCAGCCAACAGCGACUGAAGCCAGGGGCUCAAGUACGGUGGCCCCAGAGCAAGAGCCGCAAGCUGAUGAACAAGACGGCUCCACCGGGGGGUCUGGGGCCGGAGCCAGGCUGGUGCAGGCCGAGGUUCAUGCCUCGCUGGAAAACGGAGAAAAAGAAUCUCCAGGUUCCUCUCCCUCCUCUGAUGAGAGAGCAGGGGUCUCUGAGAGGAGGGGUGAGGAAGAGGAGGAGGAGGAGGAGGAUAACGACGAGGAUGGCUCGAGGAAGGAGGAUUACUCGGAAGGGGACGUGGUGGAUAUCAGUGCGUACAGCGGGCUCGGGGAAGAGGACUCUGGGGGCAGCCAGCUAGACGAUGAGGAGGAUGAGGACGACGAGGAGGCGUAUCAGCCGGAGACCAGCUGCUCCGAGAUCCCGGGUCUCCCUGAGGAAGAGGAGCCCCCGCCACCCAGUAGGAAGAUUCAAUUCAGCACUGGGCCAAUCAAGGUGUUCACCACCUACUCUAACGAAGACUACGAUCGGCGUAAUGACGACGUUGACCCCAUGGCGGCCUCAGCCGAGUAUGAGCUGGAGAAAAGAGUGGAGAAGCUGGACCUGUUUCCUGUAGAGCUGGAGAAAGACAGCGAGGGUCUGGGUAUCAGCAUCAUAGGUAUGGGUGCAGGAGCUGAUAUGGGUCUGGAGAAACUGGGGAUCUUUGUGAAGACGGUCACCGAUGGAGGAGCUGCACAGAGAGACGGCAGGAUCCAGGUCAAUGAUCUGAUAGUGGAGGUUGAUGGAACCAGCCUGGUUGGCGUCACGCAGAGCCUCGCUGCCUCUGUCCUCCGCAACACCACCGGCACCGUCAGGUUCAUGAUUGGUCGGGAGAAGCCGGGGGAGCAGAGCGAGGUGGCUCAGCUGAUCCAGCAGACUCUGGAACAGGAGAGGUGGCAGAGAGAGAUGAUGGAGCAAAGAUACAAACAAUACAUGGACGAUGAUGAAGAGACAGGUGAGUAUGCGACAGACGAGGAAGAGGAGAUGAGUCCAGUGUUUCCCAACUCCAUUGAGGUUUUCGACCUGGCAGAGAACCAGGACAUGUUGUCUCCUGUGGAGCUGGACCCCGAGAAGCUGGCCCACAAAUUCAAGGAGCUCCAGAUUAAACAUGCCGUAACCCAGGCGGAGAUCCAGCUGCUAAAGAGGAAGCUGGCUCAUGCGGAGCAGGAUAAGUUGCGUUGGCGGAUGGAGCGCGCUCAGUUGGAGCAAAACAUCCGGGACAGUAAAGAGAGGAUGGAGAAGCUGGAGGGCUACUGGAUGGAGGCGCAGUCCCUGUGUAAGGCAGUGGAUGAACACCUGAAGGAAACCCAGGCUCAGUACCAAACCCUAGAGAGGAAAUACAGCAAAGCCAAGAGACUGAUUAAAGAGUACCAGCAGAAGGAGAUCGAGUACCUGAAGAAGGAGACGGCUCAGCGUCGGGCACAAGAAGAGAGUGAGGCAACACACAAAGAAGAGGCGGACAACCUGCAGGAGCAAAUUACAGACUUGGAGACCAAAGUGGAUGCCCUGAAGACCCCCAACCCCUCCUAGACUGCUGCUACGUCCUACCUCCUGUCUGUGACUGGAAGAGGAGGAGCUCUGCCUUCAUUCUGACCCGGGCUGUAUUUUAUUUCAAUCAACCAUUUACUGCACGGACAGGUAGUGGAGGGGGGAGAGGGAGGUUGAGGGGGGGGGACGAAUAACAGGGAUGAAAAGAGAGGACGGGGAGGGCGACAUUCAAAGAGGAACAAAGCAACCUCUCAUCUGACAUCUGCCAGCGGCUUAGAGCUCUGUCAGUCAAUAACCAAUCCCAGAAUGCACCCUCUGUAAUACCCACAAUCCUCCUUGUGUGUCUUCCCGGCAACCGGCUUGGCAAUCAACAUGGAAACCACAUUCAACAACAUGUGCUUUAUUUAUGGAUGAUCUGCUUCUCCUCUCUUCAGUAACGGUAUCUUACCCGAUUCAGAUUUAUUUUAAAGAAGCGCUUUUAUUGAACAGGCUCGUCACAAAGUGCUUUAUAGAGUGACACACAUGCAGAAUAAAACCCAACAAAAAAGGACAAAGGUCAUUUGAUUGUUGUUAUACUACUUUGAACUAGGUGGUUGCCGAACCAUUCCUUUUUAUGUUUGGGACCGGACUUGAUUCUUAUGGAUUAUGGAUUCUGUCGCAUGGCAUUGAUCAGUGGAAUCCAGAACUACACGGAGAAAUGGCCACCGCUGUUUUAAAAGACAAAUUCUGAAGCGGAACAACAACAACAACACUUUGAAAGGAAAUAGCCACCACCACCUGCUGAUAGUUAAGUAAUAAAAACUACAAAACGAGAUGGCCGACACAUUUCUGAUUCGUGACAAAAAUUGUGAACAGCAGAACGCCCACCCUAGCCUUUGGUUUCUCUUUUCUAGCCUAACUCUCUGCAAGCGAUGGAAGGAAUCAGGUAGAGCUUUUCAGGUCUGAACUGUGGUGGCAUACUGUUUGUAUAUAUUCUAUACAUGUAUUUAAAAGUGUUUAAAUGGCUUAAGCAAUUAAGUGGGUCCGAUAUCCGAGAGUAAGGCGGUGCAAUGAGACAACGAAAUGGUUCAUCUCUUUUCUAUUAACAUCAAUGGCAAACAGGGUGUGAAUAGUCUAAUGUGUGCUUCUAGAGCUUCUAAUGGUGUAUAUUCGUUGGUGUUUACUACAGUAUCUGUGGGUUUACAUGCACACCAGCAUCCUGUUAUUCAGGAUAGUCGUACUAAAUUCUUGAGUUGGUGCAAGGUUUUCAGAAAUCGACUCUUAUCCAGGAUCACAAAAGAACUGAAUAUGCUAGUUUGAAUAUACUCGUUUUCUGAGGCUGUUUUGUGUACAGCUUCCACUCACUGCAUAGUUUCAUGAGCCCAGGCUACAUGGGAAACUGAGAAUAUUCAGUUAACAGCAGAUAUGUACAACAGGAUCUCCUGAGGUGCACUUUCUACAGUAGUGUCAGUUCAAACAUUUUACGGAGGCAAAACAGCUCUAAUAAUCUCUUUGGUUGAGGUAAAUGUCCGUGGGUGUAGCCAGAGUGCCAAAAAUUCCCCAAAACAGUUUUACAAAUCUGUUAACAAUAUAGUAGACACUAUUCUUUUUUACACAUAAUGUAUAUAAUUGUAUGAUUUUAUACAAAUACAUAACUAAAAUGUAUUUCUAUUAAGGAUGCUUAAAUUUGGUUAUUACAGAAUAUUGACCAAGAUAUGUACUGAACAUUUUACAGUAGAAAAAUAACCUUUUCAGUGCUCUCUGGUGGACAAGCACAUAAAUACAAACACAUAUUUAAUGGUAACACUGUUUCCAAAUUACCUCAAACAUAUUUUUUUCAUUUCUGAAGCAUUUCCUCUUAGUUAUCAGCUAAAAUCGACCGAUAAUAUCGGCUUCUACGGAAGCAAAGAAAGGCCAUAAUAAUUAGAUUAUUGUAUGGAAGCAAAGAAAGGCCAUAAUAAUUAGAUUAUUAGAUAGAUAUAGAUUUUUUUAGAAGCAACUGAUUACCUAAUUAUGAAAUGUAAAUACAACUAUAGCACUGUUUUUUUGUUGUUGUUUUUUUUUACUCUGAAAUCCAUCUGUCUGGAAUUUAUGUGGUCUUUAAAUUUAAAUUCAAGUGGUGCAAUUUUAAAAAAAAAAAAAAAAAGAAAGGAAGGAAAAAGUUUGGUUCACAAAUUUAAAACUAAAUUCCAUUUUCCGAGGUUUCCAGUCCUUAUCUGAAUGUUUCUGUCUUGGAUCAUUCGACUGAAAGGCCGUAACCUGAUAGGCCAGAGGUCUGAUUCAUUCAUUCAGACUCUAUGUAACCAAUCUUCUUUAAAACAACCACAUUUUUAAAACUGACUUGAAUUUUCAAUUAUAAUUUUAGCCGAGUUUUGUGAAUUUUUUUUAUGCAGAUGUUUCAUACCUAUAUAAUAUUUUGGUGCUAUACAUUCAGUCAUAUUUACAUUUCAAAAUGAUCUAUUCAGCUGCUUAUAAAAUUCAUUAUUAUAAUUAUUAUGGACUUUUUUUGCUUCCAUAUUAGCCUGUCAGUAUCACACAGACUCUAAUAGCUAGUUAUCUAAGUUAGCUUGUUAGCUAUCCUGUAACUAUCCAUAUCUGCUAAUGUAGCCUACUAAGUCGUUGCCAAUUCUAUCUUUUAUAGAUAUUUCGAUCAGUGUUGUCUUUUCUAAUCAGCUAAUGACGUUAUGCUAUGUUGUUAUGCUAUAUCUAGUUUUGCCUCAGAGAAAUGUUUGUGUAACUGGACCUUCACAUGGAUAUGAGCUACAGUGUUAUUCAGAAAAGUGUGUGCAUGUAAACACACUCCACAUCUCUCGUGUUAGGCGAAGAGUAGAAGGUCCCCGUGCCAGUAUUACGACUUUAGGAAAUUAUCUUCAAUUAGUGAUACAUACCUGAGAUUGUCCAAAUAUGGGACGAAUACAAAAGUGUUGCUGUGGUUGUUAAAGGUGAGAACUUUUUCUUUUUUUUUCGGGAACUCAAGAACCACUGGAGGUUCAGGUUCAGCUGCAUCAAAAUUGUUUUAUUGUUGGUUUUUUCUUUAAACAAAGUUUCUUCUUUGGUCAGAUAAAUCGGAUAAGUUGCAAACACUCGGAGCAACCACAGAAAUGGUAUUGCUUGUCAAAUAAUACGUGUUCUUUGGGUCAGAUCUGUAAAAUAUAUUCCACCAGAGAUGGGAAUCUGAGUCAUUCACUGUAGAUUGUCCUUAAGAGUUUUCAAAUUGUCUAAUGCAGAAUUGUCUUAAUUUGUCUGUGGAAAUAACAAAUUAAGACAUUUGUUUAUACAAUAUGAUUAUAUAUUUAACUAUUCUGAUUUGACUAUUAUCCAGUAGUUGAUGAUGACUGUUUGAUAUUCCAAAUAUGAGGUUCAUAUUUGCAUGUGGAUGGCAAAAUGGUGCUGAGUAAGACAGUGUUCACAAGUAAUUUAUACAAAGUUUUGAACGGGCAAAUAGUGUAUUUUGCUGCUCUAAUGGUGAUUAUUAUGAGUUUGUGUAUGUCUUUAUCGAGAUAUUACAGCUUGCUGGCAAGCUCUGAUUAGGUUGCAUUAAUUGAAAACACUGAAUCAGAUAAGAACUUGAUUAGGCUAUUUAAGCACUUCUCAAGAAUGAAUGCAAACCAAACGUUUUCAUAGUUCCUGGAGGAUGGACCCUAGGAUGAAUUGUAAUUACUUCAGUGAUCCCUUGUCUUUUCCUUUAGCACCAUCUUCUGGUCAAAUACUUUGGUUUACAAGCAAAACAUUCCCAUCAUGGUAUUUAGUGCUAAUUAGCAAAUGUUAGCAUGCUAACACACUGAACUAAGAUGGUGAACAUGGUAAACAUUAUACCAGCAUGUUAACAUUGGCACUGUGAGCAUGUUAACAUUAGCAUUGACCUCAAAGCACCUCCUUAAUAGAGCCACUGGCGUGGCUGUAGACUUGCUAAUAUUAUAAAAUAUUUUCAAAUCUUUUCUUUGUUUGUCAUCACACAGACAAUCUUUCACAAAUAUGUGGGUAAUAUUUGUGAAAGUUUUUCUGCUUGUCACAAAAUCUAAUGUUGCACUUCCGAGCAUUCAAAUGUCUAUUUUGUUCAUAGCAGCAUGUCAGAGAAGCAGAGAAGACCAGCUACUUCUGGUUUUGUGUUGUACAGACAUGACUUUUUAAAAUAAGGUAUUGUUUUGUGCUGACCAAUCGGUUCCUGUAUACUAGCGUCUGAAUCUGUACCAGCUCCCGACCUUCACCUCUGACCUACAGGAAACAAUCAGUGUUUGAUUUUCAGUGACUCAUGGGAGCAAAGCUUGUGUAGUGCUUAACUCAACAACUAUUGGGGAAUUAUUUAGUCACAAACAGGAAUAUGAGAAACCAAGUGACAAAGGUGAUUUUUUCUGUUUGUAAAGUUGUGCUGCUCUUCUCUUCCUGGAUACAACAGUUUGAAUGAUGGAUUGAUUAGAUAUGAUGUUUGAGUUAGACAAGGGGGAGCAGUAAGGUUGAUGUUUUCAUGUAAGAUUGAAUCUUUUUUUUAAAGACACCAAGUAUUUGUUCAAAACAUGCAGUAUAUUUACAUUGUAGUCCUAUCGGACAGGAACAAGGGGCUUCGAGAGCAUUUCUAGAGGAAUCAGCCAUAAGCAACUCACUUGGGUAUUUUUACUUCUUAAGUAUUUUUUAUUACAGUUUCAUCUCUAUGUCAAACCAAUGUGAGCUGUACAGUUGUUGUUCUAUCACCAAAUCAAGUCCUGGGUCACUUUGGGUUGAAAAUCUAGACACAUUAAGUGAUCACUUUGCCUUGUUAUGACUUGUUCUUAUUGGUUAACAUGCUGCUUUUGCCUUCACAAAGCCUUCUGAUGUGUGCUAGCUGUAGCUGACUAUCAUAUGUGUUACCCAUCAUGUCUGCCCAUCACUAAUAUGGAGGACUAAAGCUGCCAUUAUGAUUAAUAAAUACAUGAAUCAAUAAAUAAAUAAAUAAAUGAAAUAACAAAGAAA